CCACGUCUCUCACGAUUCCGUUAGACUAGAAAGCACCGUGAGCCCAAUUUAUUCAUUGUUGGAUCUAACCUGGGGGUUGUAUAAAACUCUGGGUUUGGAAGGGGAAGAGAGAGAGCAUUUGUUUCGUUUUACUAAAGAAGAAGAGAAGCAGCUUUCUGUAGUAUUGGUUGGCUCUUCUUCACAGUUUUCAGAGCCAAAUCUCUUGCAAUUCUCCUCUCUUUCUCGCUAACCAAACAUGGGAUUUUGAAUGAGAUUGGAGAGAACUGGAUAAAUGUUGAGGAUCUGUAACUCCUAAGAAGACAGAUUUAUAGGCACAUAUAUAGUGAUUUGAAAGUGUUUUUUUCACAAGGAAGGAGUUGCACGCUGGAUUCUGAUUUUGAAGAUUGGCUUCGGUUGAUUGAGUUUUAUAGAGAGAAGGCACAUUGGGAAAGAUACAAGAAGUUUCAGAGCGGAUUUGGAGGAUUUCCUGACAGAGUGUACUGUUAGAGGAUACAAUUUAAAUCAGAUUUUUUGAUAUACAGAGAUUGGAAUCUGACAUGAAAAGACCUUUGAAAUGUCAUAAGAGUCGUUUCGUCAAAAUCUGAAUGAUAUCUGUAUGAGAAUCCGGGUUUUGAUUUUGCAGUUUAACUCUCAAGAUUGACAGUUUCCUAAAUUGCAAUUUACUUUGCGACUCUCCCUCUCCCCUGUUAUAAAAUAAAGCAGCAACUGAGUUCUCUGCUUUUGCUCUCCCGCAGUCUACAGUGUUCCAAGAACGAUCAUUUUCUGCGGUAUUCAACUCGAUUGAGAAUCAAUUCAACAAAUUUGAAGGUACCGGGUGUAGAAGAGUAAAUGGAAAAGGACUCGUUGAGGAGCACCAAUAAUGGUAGCAUGAGCAACACCACCACCACCAACAACAGUGCCCAGAGAACCAGCUUAGAUCCCAAUGGGCAAACGACGUCGUCUGAUCUUGUCUUGCAGUGGGGGAACCGGAAGCGGCUCAGGUACAUGAAAGUCCAAGUCAAGGACGUUUCGACCACCCCGGUUCAUAAGACAACAGUUCGUGUGGACCGUCGGGUUGUUAGAGCUGAUAAUAAAGAUAAAGACAGUGCUUGGUAUCACCCGAGCAGCACAAAUAUAAUAAUAGCAAUCACAGCAACGGAUAUUCUAAUCUCCGUCAACGUCUGUCUCCGCCUCCUCCGCUGCCCCCUCAGCGGAUUUUAAGGUGGCGCAUGUGAAUGGCUCAGAAGGGCAAGAAAGCGCCUUCUUUGUAGCCGUUCGCUCAUGGAAUUCGGAGAAUUCAAGUGCCAUGAGAGGAGGCCAGAAUAACGGUGGUGGUCUGGGUAGGAUUGCUUCACCAGACAAGGGUGCGCACGAUAAGAGAAGUAACAACCAUACCCGCCACCACCACCACAAUAGCAGCAACAACCAUGAGAAUCAUAACAAUAACAAAUCAGCGGCAUCUUCGGAUACCAAGAAAGGAGAAGCGUCAUCUUCUGAAGCACCACCACCAGUUUGGCCACCAAAGUUUGUUAUUGCUUUAACUAAUAAAGAGAAAGAAGAAGAUUUCUUUCUCUUUAAAGGGUCCAAGUUGCCUCAAAGACCCAAAAAGAGAGCCAAAUUCAUUCAGCGCACCCUCAAUCUUGUGAGUCCCGGAGCAUGGCUAUGUGAUUUGACACUAGAACGUUAUGAAGUCAGAGAGAAGAAGAUCACCAAGAAGAGGCCAAGAGGGUUGAAGGCCAUGGGAAAUAUAGACUCUGACUCUGAGUAGAAGAAAGAAAACUCUGGACGAGUCACAAAUUAACCUUCGUAGCCUUCUCUAGGAGGAAGAUAGACAACAAAUCAUCGUUGGAAAUUGUUUUUUUUUUUUUUAGGAUGUAAGAAAGAUGUCCGUAGUGCCUUACCGUGUAAAUCGCCACCUUUCACCUCCUGCAAGAAUGAAAAGUAGAAAUUUUCAGUUAUAUUU
This is a messenger RNA of Populus euphratica (Euphrates poplar), 1942 nucleotides long. RefSeq lists its product as uncharacterized. The transcript is spliced from 8 exons. NCBI's taxonomy places the organism in Eukaryota, Viridiplantae, Streptophyta, Magnoliopsida, Malpighiales, Salicaceae. Bases 1286 to 1747 code for a protein of 153 amino acids. The record is from RefSeq and is a predicted model, not a curated record.